Messenger RNA from Suillus paluster, 780 nucleotides. RefSeq lists its product as uncharacterized. Bases 79 to 618 code for a protein of 179 amino acids. NCBI's taxonomy places the organism in Eukaryota, Fungi, Basidiomycota, Agaricomycetes, Boletales, Suillaceae. The transcript is spliced from 2 exons. The record is from RefSeq and is a predicted model, not a curated record.
ACCGAGGGAGUGCAACAGUGGCUGCAGACACAGAGCGGGCGAGAGUGGCUACAGACGCCCCACGGUCAAGCGUGGCAGAUGACUCCAGCAGCAUCUGUCUGGGUAACAGUCGACGAAUUCUCGAGCACAUCGGAAGCCAUCAGCGAGUACACAAUCGUCCCAGAAAUACAUUUACGGCCAGCUUUUCAAGCCAUCCAGCAGUUCAAGAACUUGCCGGAUUUCUUGGGCUUUCCGGCAUUCUUGGCAUUUCGACCCCAGGAUCACUCCACACAUGCAUUCCAAGAAGAUCGUCGUUUACCAGACAUAGAGGUCAUCUAUGCUAUGACGGCAUUUGCAAUUUUUGCAAAAGAAGCCCCGGAACGAAGUCGAUUAGCCUCUGACGCUCUGAAGUAUGCAUGUCAAAAUUGGGCCUUCCAUCUCUCGCGAGCUCCUAGUCCACGGGAUGGCAAGCCCGACACUUUGUUCAAGUUCUUCUGGGAUCAUCACUUGCUCGCCUGGCUCGAAAGGCAGUGGUGCUUGAAAGGCUUGCGGUCUUGCCUACUUGUUUUAUCUGAAGGGCAGAAACUUGCAAAGGAACACCUCCUCCAAGCUCCGGGGUCGUCUCAGUCACGAGUCUGAAGCUGUUGAUCUUGUACAUCCUGGUCUUGUUAUUGUGCAUUGAUCAUCUUGAUAUAUUUCUUUUACGUUGCUCCACUGUUUUUAGCUCUCAUACGAAGUAUUUUUUCUCCGCUUCCAGCAGAUCCUCCGCAUCCAAGUCAUUAAUGGACGAGAUAAAUAAAU